GCCGCCCCAACGUUCAGCAUUUCCCUUUGGAUUCUUUUAGAAGAUUCAACAGUAGGACUCGUCUCUCUCCACUUUUCCUUUCAUGCCAGAAAGCGGAAUCUGCAAAGUGCUUUGUAAAGUUCUGUAAGGAGCAGCCGUCACAGCUAAAAUGAAUCCCAAGGAAGAAAAAGUAAAAAUAAUUACAGAGGAGUUCAUUGAAAAUGAUGAGGAUGCAGGUGUGGGAAGACAGAAGAAGACCCCAAAGGUUGCAAGACAAAAAAGGAAGAAACGGCUGCCCACCACUGGCCCUGAGGAAAUGGUGUCUGAAAAUCCCCACUUCAACCAGCAGGAGCUUGUGCAGGAAGAUUCUGACACUCGCCCCCUGAGCAUGACCAGCCGUCGAGGCCCACGGAGCUUACCUCCAAUUCCUUCAGCUUCCAGGACAAGCUUUGCAGAAUUUUCCAUGAGGGAACGCAUGAGGGAGAAAUUACAAGCUGCAAGGUCCAAAGCAGAAAGCACGUUGCUGCAGGAAAUUCCCAUCCCUCGGCCCAGGCACUUACAAAGUCCCAGAGAGAAAGAAUUGGAAACUGAAUUUGGCACGGAGGCAGAUGAGGAGGUACAAAGGACUCAACAAGAAGAUGAUUCCCAGAGUUACUCAAGAGUAAAAUUCUGUGAUUCUGUACAAAAAAUCAAGCCUAAACCCCCGGUUCCACCUGGCUUCCCUUCCGCCGAAGAAGCCUAUAACUUCUUCACUUUCAACUUUGAUCCUGAACCAGAGGAAUCAGAAGAAAAACCAAAAGCCAAAAACAGAGAUGGAACGAACCAAGAGGAGGAGGAAGGAGAGGAAGAAGAGCCUCCUGUGCGAGAACACAAAAUGAUUUUCCGAGCACGUGGAAGAGUGAAAAACAAAGAAAACCUGCUUGGGGAACAUGAAAGGCUAUCGAGUUUUAUGCUUUCGUUUAAAAAAAAGAUGAAAAGAGACCGUCUUGAUGAGGAAGAGCUGCUUAGUGCUAAGGAUGACGACGAUUUUCUAUUGGGCUUAGACCACGCAGCUGAGGAUUUUGUGGCAGUCAGACCUGCAGAUUAUGAAAGCGUCCAUGUUCGACUGCAGAUGGAAAGAGAACUCCUGUUCGUACCCAGUAGGCUGACAGUGCCUACGUAUAAAAAGCUUCCUGAGAAUGUGCAGCCCCGAUUUCUGGAAGACGAAGGCCUUUAUACUGGAGCAAGACCAGAGGUGCCUCGCGCCUGUCAGAACAUCAUGGAGAACAGGCUGCUGAUGCAGGAGCCCGGAAGAAAGUGGUUUGGAGAUGACGGGAAAAUCCUAGCACUGCCAAACCCCACCAAGGGGUUUCCUUCAAGACCGCCAAUGCUGACACAGGAGCAAGACAUUAAGGCAGAACUUGAAACAUUGUAUAAAAAGGCAGUAAAAUAUGUCCACAGAAGUCAGCACAUGAUUGGAUCUGGAGACCCCUCUGGAAAUUUCCAACUGGACAUUGAUAUUUCAGGGUUAAUCUUCACUCAUCAUCCCUGUUUUAGCCGAGAGCAUGUUUUGGCAGCCAAGCUGGCCCAAUUAUAUGACCAGUACCUUGCAAGACACCAGAGAAACAAGGCAAAAUUCCUUACUGAUAAGCUCCAAGCUCUAAGAAAUGCAGUUCAGACAGGACUUAAUCCAGCAAAACCUCAUAAAUCUCUUGAUACAACCCAAAAAGGCAUCAAUGAGUAUAAAUCUGAAAUUCGGCAAACAAGAAAACUGCGCGAUGCUGAACAAGAAAAAGAUCGAACAUUGCUUAAAACGAUCAUAAAAGUUUGGAAGGAGAUGAAAUCCCUUCGAGAAUUUCAGAGGUUUACAAAUACACCCCUGAAACUUGUUUUGAGAAAGGAAAAAGUUGACCAGAAAACAGACGAAGAAGCAUAUGAGGCAGAAAUUCAAGCUGAGAUAAGUGAAUUGUUGGAAGAGCACAUGGAAGAGUAUGAACAGAAGAUGGAAGGGUAUAGAGCCGCAUACCAGCAAUGGAAAGCCUGGAAGAAAGCCCAGAGGGCCAAGAAGAAGAAAAAGAAGCAAGCUGUCGAAGAACAUCCCAAUGAGGAGAUGGAGGAGCCGUAUCCCAAGGAAGAGCCUGUGAAACCAGUCCCCCCAGAGCCCACCGAUCGGGUGCUGGUAGAGCAACAAGUGAGGGAGAGGGCAGCCCGGAGCAGGAGAAGUCCUGGGGAGCCCACGCUGGUGCCGGAGCUGAGCCUGGCAGGGAGCGUCACUCCCAACGAGCAGUGUCCCAGGGCGGAGGUCUUGCGAAGGGAGGAUGUCAAGAGGCGCUCCAUAUAUCUAAAGGUGAUCUUCAACCAAAAGGAAGUGUCCAGGACCGACAGUCGUCCACUCGGGGCAGACUUCCGAGUUCAUUUUGGACAGAUUUUCAAUUUGCAGAUAUUCAACUGGCCAGAGAGUUUAACAUUGCAGGUAUAUGAAACAAUUGGACACAGUGGUACCACUUUGCUAGCAGAAGUGUUUCUGCCUAUUCCUGAAACUACCGUUGUCACUGGAAGGGCUCCCAUUGAAGAAGUGGAGUUUAGCAGUAACCAGCAUGUGACACUGGACCACGAGGGAGUUGGAAGUGGAGUGCCCUUCUCAUUUGAAGCGGACGGUAGUAAUCAACUGAUUCUAAUGACCUCGGGGAAGGUGUCCAACGGUGUGGCCUGGGCCAUUGGAGAAAAUGGGAUCCCUUUAAUUCCCCCACUGUCACAGCAGAACAUCGGAUUUAGAAGUGCUUUGAAGAGGGCAGAUGCCAUCUCAUCUAUUGGCACAUCUGGACUGACAGACUUGAAAAAGUUGGCCAAGUGGGCGGCAGAGUCCAAGCUCGACCCGAACGACCCCAACAAUGCCCCUUUGAUGCAGCUAAUCUCGGUUGCUACCAGCGGUGAAUCCUAUGUCCCUGAUUUCUUUCGCCUGGAACAGCUGCAGCAAGAAUUUAACUUUGUUUCAGAUGAGGAAUUGAAUAGAUCCAAACGAUUCAGGCUUCUUUGUCUUAGAAGCCAAGAGGUGCCAGAAUUCCGAAAUUAUAAGCAAAUUCCAGCAUAUGACCGAGAAAUUAUGGAAAAAGUAUUCCAGGACUAUGAGAAACGUUUACGAGACAGAAAUGUAAUUGAAACCAAGGACCACAUAGAUACCCAUAGGGCCAUAGUCGCCAAGUACCUCCAACAGGUUAGAGAAUCAGUGAUAAAUCGUUUCCUGAUUGCAAAACACCAUUUUCUUCUUUCGGACUUGAUCAUAGAAGAAGAAGUUCCCAAUAUCAGCUUUCUGGGGCUAAGCCUUUUCAAGCUGGCAGAACAAAAGCGACCACUGAGGCCAAGGAGAAAAGGUCGGAAGAAGGUGACAGCCCAAAACCUGUCCGAUGGAGACAUAAAGGUGCUGGUGAACAUCAUCCGGGCUUAUGACAUUCCCGUGAGGAAGCCCACAGCAAGCAAAUUCCAGCAGCCAUCAAGACCGUCACGGACUUUCAGUGAGAAGCAUGCUGCCUCCCCGACCACACACAGCCCCACCCACAGCGCGGACUACCCCCUCGGCCAGGUUUUAGUACGUCCUUUUGUAGAAGUUUCUUUUCAACGAACGAUUUGCCACACAACUACAGCUGAAGGACCGAACCCCAGCUGGAAUGAAGAACUGGAACUUCCUUUUAGGGCCCCCAAUGGGGAUUACAGCACCACCGGUUUGCAGUCAGUGAGAGAUGAUGUGUUCAUUAACAUUUUUGAUGAAGUGCUGAACGACGUCCUAGAGGAUGACCGUCAAAGAGGAAGGGGAAUCCACACCCAUAUUGAGAGACACUGGUUGGGAAGCGUGAAAAUCCCAUUUAGCACCAUUUACUUCCAAGCCAAGAUUGACGGGACGUUUAAAAUAGACAUUCCCCCUGUUCUUCUGGGCUACAGUAAGGAGCGAAGCCUGAUUAUCGAACGGAGUUUUGACUCGGUGCGAAGCUUGAGUGAAGGCUCCUACAUCACCCUGUUCAUUACCAUCGAGCCUCAGCUGGUUCCCGGGGAGUCUGUUCGAGAAAAGUUUGAUUCUCAGGAAGAUGAGAAAUUGCUUCAAGCAACAGAGAAGUUUCAAACUGAAUGUGCCUUAAAGUUUCCACACCGCCAGUGCCUCACAACAGUGACUGACAUCAGUGGAAAAACCAUUUUUGUCACCCGUUACCUCAAGCCUUUAAACCCUCCACAGGAGCUCCUGGAUGCCUGCCCCAACAGCCCCCAGGCAACAGUGGAACUGGUGGCUCGAUAUGUGUCAUUGAUUCCUUUCUUGCCUGACACUGUUUCAUUUGCUGGCAUCUGUGACAUGUGGAGCACGUCUGAUCAAUUUCUGGAUCUCCUGGCAGGAGACGAAGAAGAGCAUGCAGUAUUACUAUGUAAUUAUUUUCUCUUUCUGGGGAAGAAGGCCUGGCUCAUGAUGGGCAGUGCUAUUCCUGAGGGUCCAACUGCCUAUGUGCUAACUCGGGAGCAAAGUCACUAUUUAAUAUGGAAUCCCUGCAGUGGACAUUUUUAUGGACAAUUUGAUACAUUCUGUCCCUUAAAAAGUGUGGGCUGUUUAAUAGGUCCCGAUAAUAUUUGGUUUAAUAUUCAACGAUAUGACUCCCCACUACGGAUAAAUUUUGAUGUCACCAAGCCCAAGCUAUGGAAAUCUUUCUUUUCAAGAAGCCUUCCAUAUCCUGGCCUUUCUAGUGUUCAGCCAGAAGAACUGAUUUACCAGCGGACAGACAAAGCGGCCGCAGCUGAGCUACAAGACAGGAUUGAAAAAAUACUAAAAGAAAAAAUCAUGGACUGGAGGCCACGCCAUCUGACGAGAUGGAACAGGUACUGUACCUCCGCUCUACGGCACUUCUUGCCUGUGUUAGAAAGAAAUCGAGGAGAAGACGUAGAAGAUGACCACAGAGCGGAGCUGCUCAAACAGCUGGGAGACUACCGAUUCUCUGGAUUUCCCCUUCACAUGCCCUAUUCUGAACUGAAACCUUUAAUUGAAGCAGUUUAUAGCACCGGAGUACAUAAUAUUGAUGUUCCCAAUGUUGAAUUCGCUUUAGCUGUAUAUAUCCACCCAUACCCCAAAAAUGUUUUGUCUGUUUGGAUUUAUGUUGCCUCCCUUAUACGCAACAGGUAAUUUUUUCAUUGUAUACUUUUUGUAUCAUGUAAUAAAUGUAAUUAAGGUAUGAGAAUAUUUUUGUGAUAUUGAUAUUAGAAGAAAUUAUUUGUAAAUAAUGAAAUAAAAUUAUCAUUAUUUUCAAAAUAAGUGUUACUUAUUAGUCUGCCUUACCUCUUGCCACUCUGACCCCACAUUUAGUCAAGGCUACCCAGAGUUCCUCUUCACACUAAGAGCUCCCUAUCUCUAUGCCUUUGUACUUACCUUCUGCUUAGAAUGCCCUCCUUCUUUGUCUGUCCACCAGAAUACCCAUCAUACUUUUAAGAACCAGCAAAAUAACACAACUUCUCUGGGGGCAGGAACAACUUUGCGAUUAACA
This is a messenger RNA of Zalophus californianus (California sea lion), 5471 nucleotides long. It is a transcript of the gene CC2D2A, whose product is annotated as coiled-coil and C2 domain containing 2A. Gene Ontology annotation, biological process: non-motile cilium assembly; protein localization to ciliary transition zone. NCBI's taxonomy places the organism in Eukaryota, Metazoa, Chordata, Mammalia, Carnivora, Otariidae. Gene Ontology annotation, cellular component: ciliary transition zone. The transcript is spliced from 38 exons. The record is from RefSeq and is a predicted model, not a curated record. The coding region runs from base 149 to 5113 and encodes 1654 amino acids.